CUUUAUUGUUCUUACCAAAGAAAGUGUAGUAAAACGAACAAUUAGAAAUCAAAGAACUAACAAUAAUCCUGCAUUAAAUUGCAUAAAUGAUAUUGUUAUAGAAGAUGACUGGGCUUUAGUUAAUGGACAACAGUUUUUAUUGGCUGAUAAUAAAUCAACAACUGGUGAACGAAUUGUAUUGUUUUCAACAGAUGACAGCUUAAAAAUGUUGACAGAGGCCAAAACGUGGUAUUGCGAUGGUAAUUUUAACCUUAGUCCUAAAUAUUUUUUACAACUUUAUGUUAUAAGAGUUCAAAAAAAUGAUUCGUAUAUAACUGCAGUGUACUGUCUUCUUGAACGCAAGACAAUGUCUAUUUAUGAAGAAAUGUUCAAACUUAUUCGAAAAAUGAAAUUGGAAGUAGCGGCAGAUAAAGCGAAAUUAGCUAUCGACAGCAUGGGAGAGCCGGUAAAAAAAAAAAAAUUCAACACAUAUCCGACUAGUUACUUUAUGCCAAAGAAUAUCUAAUCAUUCAAUUACCA
Molecule: messenger RNA, 519 nt
Organism: Acyrthosiphon pisum (pea aphid)
Lineage: Eukaryota; Metazoa; Arthropoda; Insecta; Hemiptera; Aphididae
Exons: 2
Source: RefSeq, a predicted model, not a curated record